AUGCCUGGGGUGAACUCGAUCAAGCUACUGACUGGCAACAGCCACCCCGAGCUCGCGCACCUUGUGUCUGCGCGACUCGGCGUUCCGGUCACCGAGUGCGUUUGUCGCAAGUUUGCGGACCAGUCGAUCGACGUCCGCAUCGGCUCCUCGGUCCGUGACCAGGAUGUCUUUGUGAUUCAGUCGGGUUACUCGCCGUUCGUGGAUGUGAAUGACAGCCUGAUGGAGCUGCUGAUUAUCUUGUCGGCAUGCAAGACGGCAUCGGCGCGCCGCAUCACGGCCGUCAUUCCGUCCUUCCCUUACUCGCGCCAGAACAAAAAGGACAAGAGCCGCGCGCCGAUCACUGCCAAAAUGGUCGCAAACAUGAUCACAGCCGCGGGUGCGGAGCACGUCAUCACAGUCGACCUGCACGCGAGUCAGAUUCAGGGGUUCUUUGACAUCCCGGUCGACAACCUCACCUGCGAGCCGUCCAUCGCUCGCUGGAUCCGGAGUAACGUCGACGACUGGCGCGACGCCAUUAUCGUGUCGCCCGAUGCGGGCGGUGCAAAGCGUGCCACGUCGCUUGCGGAUGUGCUCGGCAUCGACUUUGCGCUCAUCAACCGCAACCGCCGCCGCGAGCAGGCCCGGCGGCAACGCGCCGCCUCGCUCGAGCAGGGCAACGCUGACCUCUCAGCGUCGCAGCUGAGCAACUUCUCGGAAGUGGCGAACGGCGUGCACUCGCUGAGCGAGAGCGGCGAAUGGUUCAUUACCGAAGAGAGUGGCCGCCGGCUGCGCAGCGGCGGCCACCGCCGCACGAACACUGGCGUGGAUAGCGACGCGGGCGUGUCGGAGGACGAGAACGACUCCAAGAUGGAGGUGCUGGUCGGCGAGGUCGCCGGCCGGACGGCGAUCCUCAUUGACGACAUGAUCGAUACCGGCCGCACGCUCGCGCUUGCCUCCAAGACGCUCGAGGCAGCGGGCGUGAAGCGCGUCUAUGCCGUGAUCUCGCACGGCCUGCUGUCCGGCCGCGCGAUGGACCUGAUCAAGCGGUUGAACCUCGAGAGGCUGAUUGUCACCAACACGAUCAGCAACCAGGACAAGGCACGCAACAGCAACGACAAGCUGCAGAUCCUCGACAUGUCGGCCGUUAUCGCCGAGACGAUCCGCCGCUCGCACCACGGCGAGAGCAUUUCUACCAUGUUCCGCCAGGAUGCUGAGAUGAUGUUUUAG
Malassezia japonica is the source of this 1206-nucleotide messenger RNA. Its product is annotated as ribose-phosphate diphosphokinase. Gene Ontology annotation, molecular function: ribose phosphate diphosphokinase activity; magnesium ion binding. The record is from RefSeq and is a predicted model, not a curated record. NCBI's taxonomy places the organism in Eukaryota, Fungi, Basidiomycota, Malasseziomycetes, Malasseziales, Malasseziaceae. Gene Ontology annotation, biological process: 5-phosphoribose 1-diphosphate biosynthetic process; purine nucleotide biosynthetic process; ribonucleoside monophosphate biosynthetic process. Bases 1 to 1206 code for a protein of 401 amino acids. The transcript has 3 exons. Gene Ontology annotation, cellular component: cytoplasm; ribose phosphate diphosphokinase complex.